AUGCCUCCUCCGCACUACGACUUUCUGAUCAAGCUACUGCUGAUUGGUGACUCAGGUGUCGGGAAGUCAUGUCUGCUGCUACGAUUCUGCGACGACGCCUGGACGCCGUCCUUCAUCACUACCAUCGGCAUCGACUUCAAGAUCCGGACAAUUGAGCUGGAUGGGAAGCGCAUUAAGCUCCAGAUUUGGGAUACCGCUGGCCAGGAGCGAUUUAGGACAAUCACGACGGCGUAUUACCGCGGUGCUAUGGGCAUUCUGCUUGUGUACGACGUCACGGACGAGCGGUCAUUCAACAACAUCCGCACAUGGCACGCGAACAUCGAGCAGCACGCAUCGGAGGGUGUGAACAAGAUCCUCAUCGGCAACAAGUCGGACUGGACAGACAAGCGUGCCGUGACAGAGGAGCAAGGCCGCGAGCUCGCGAACGAGCUUGGUAUCAAGUUUAUGGAGACGUCGGCGAAGAUAAAUGAGGGUGUCGAGGAGGCGUUCUUCACACUUGCAAGGGAUAUCAAGACACGGCUGAUCGACUCGCAAGCAGAUGCUGCUGCAGCAGCUGGCGGUGCUUCGAGCGCAGAAGGUUCGGUUAAGGUCAAUCAACCAACAAGUCAGACCUCAGGUGGAUGCUGUUCAUAG
Sparassis crispa is the source of this 633-nucleotide messenger RNA. RefSeq names its product GTP-binding protein. Gene Ontology annotation, cellular component: plasma membrane; endosome. Lineage: Eukaryota; Fungi; Basidiomycota; Agaricomycetes; Polyporales; Sparassidaceae. Gene Ontology annotation, biological process: protein localization to plasma membrane; regulation of exocytosis; protein secretion. Gene Ontology annotation, molecular function: GTPase activity; GTP binding. The coding region runs from base 1 to 633 and encodes 210 amino acids. The record is from RefSeq and is a predicted model, not a curated record. The transcript is spliced from 6 exons.